GAGCAUAGUAUUGUGAGGGAGCAGGACAGCAGCAAUGCACACGGUGCACCGGAAAUCGAUACCGUCACGGAGGAGAUCACGCUACCGAAAGGUGCUAGCUGGAAUUUCACCUGUAAGUCGCACCAUCCGAUCAUGUGGAAGCAUUAUGCCGCAUCGUACGAUUGGGAACCGAUGAAUGUAUUCCCGCAAGAGUUCACGACGGACGAUCCGGACAAACCGUACGGAAGUGUACUGAUGCUAACGGACGCAUCCGCCGAUCAGGUCGGACGGUACUACUGUGUCGAUCGUAAGCUGUACGACGAGAAGCAUGGCACGAGACACGAAGAGGAUGUUGCCGAGGAGGAAGAGGAAGAUCCACACAGGACGCUUGAGGAUGAAAUGCUGGAUGAAAUGGUCGCCGAAUAUGCAGCGUCCGCCGUUUACGUGUAUGUGGACGAUCCGGAAAAUCCGCUCGUUCCGGUACACACGCCUGUGUUUCGGGUGGAGCAGUACCAGGACUUUAUCAUUCCGUGCAAACCGACGCACCCGAGCGUUGAGGUGGAACUGUACAAGGAUCUGGAAGGGGAUUUGGUUGAAGAGUAUCAGUACAGUAAUACCCAAGGAUAUCUGCUAAGCUUUAACAGGCUGGAGGACGGUGGUUCCUACUACUGCCAGGUGAAAGAUAAACCCCACCAUCGCAUACACUUCGAAAUAGCGAUCGACGAACACUCAUUAUCCGAGUACUUGCCGAAACCGGCGAUCCAUAGCGAUACGAAAGAUCACGUACUGAUCGGUCAACGGAUCCGUCUGGUGUGUAAGCUAAACAUCCGAGCCGGUGUCCCGCUCGAUAUGACAUGGAUGGUUCCACCGAACCUAAAGCCUGCCGUAGCAGACGCGAGAACAAAGAUUGGACCACUCAAGGUAAAACCGAUCAAAGAAGCCGAACAUCGGGAAAUAGCGACACGAGAGCUGAUCAUCGAACAGGCCACUCUUGCCGACGAUGGCACGUACCGUUGCGUGGUGCAGGAUAUGAAAAAUCAUCGCAACUAUCACAGCUUUAAGAUGCAGGUGCGCGACUCCCAGCAGGACUAUGUGCUGCUGAACGAGGAAAACAAUCUGUCGGAGAUUAAUGUGCGGCGCAAUGCGAACGGUAAAACUCCAUCGAUCGAUAUUGUGAUCGAGUAUCGAUCGUAUCCGGCCAACAUAACGUACUACUGGCUGAUGGAUGAUGAUGAGAUAACGGCCGGUCAGGAUGGGAAGUACGAGCUGUCCCAUAGCGAUACACAUGUUAAGCUGAGGAUCAAUGAUCCGAAGGUGUUCGAUACGGGGAACUAUACGGUGUUUGUGAUGGCGGGAAAUGCGGAAAAAUCCUACCGAAUGGCAGUGCAUGUUUAUGCUAAACCUAUUCUGCACAUGGAGAGCAAGUUCGUGAAACCGGGCGAAGAGGUAUCGUUCCAAUGUAGAAGCAUUGGUUAUCCUCGGCCAGAUAUAUCGUUCGCUUUUCUCCCCUGUUUGGGAGUUCCGUGGACAAAUUGUUCUAUCGCUUCGUCGAAGGAUACCAAUUGGGACUCCUCGAGCCCGGAUAUCGGUUCGGAGCCGUCAGCAAGAUCGCUUCCCGGUGGAAAACGUGAAACUCAAAUAACCAAGUCACGGGUCUACACCAUAAUCCCCAAGCAGCCGGGCGUGGUGUACUGCAAAGCGAUCAACACCGAGGGCAGUGAAGUUACGCAGGCCGAUCUUCUCAUCAGUGAUCUGACCGAUUCGAUAACGCUGGAAAAAGAACAACCAAAAGAAACGAUCACUGUUGGCGAUCACGUCACGAUCGUUUGUUCUGCGCUCGUGUACAAUCAUACGAAAAACAUUGCCUUCGUUCUGAACGACCAAGAGCUACAGGAAGCGGACGGGGUGCGUCUAAGCUAUUCGAAAACGCUUUACGCUUGGCAAGCACAUCUCGACAUAAAGCACAUUACAGUUGAGCAGGAAGGUACUUUAUACUGUCGUGUAAAAACCAUGCUGGACACGGUCGAAACUCGAGCCUUCCACAUGGAAGUGUUGGAACCGGUCGCACCGAUGCUUGUAUCGGGCAAGAUUAAUCAAAGUCUUUCGGUCGAUUUGCACGAUCCUUUGAAGCUGGAAUGUGACGUAAUUGGAACGCCAGAUCCGAAGAUUGUUUGGCUAAAGGAUGGCGUGCCGGUACAGCCGGAUGAAAACAGCAACCGUAUGCAGCUGACGAAGACGACGCUCAUCUUGGAGUAUCUGAAGAUGGAAGAUCUUGGCAUGUUUGAGUGCCGGGCGGAAAACAAAAUGGGCUCGAUCGAGAAGUACUGGAAGGUGGAUGUACGAACUACCGUGGUACGAAAAUCACUCAUCUACGUAAUACUGGGUCUGUUUCUGGCACUGAUCAUUGCGAUCGUACUAGUUUCACUCUUCUACUGCAAGAAAAAGAAGGAAGUGAAAGCGAUGAAGGAAGCGGGCAUAGUGAACUUCGAGGAAGGUAACCUGGGCGUAUACAAUCCCGAUCUGGCACUGGAUGAGCAGGCCGAUCUCUUACCGUACAACACGGAGUACGAGUUCCCGAAAGAUCGUCUGAAACUGGGCAAACAGCUCGGAACGGGUGCGUUCGGUGUGGUGAUGAAAGCUACUGCCACGCGCAUUAUGGUUAACGAGGACGAAACUACCGUUGCGGUAAAGAUGGUCAAAAAACAGACGGACAACGAAGUGAUGCGGGCGCUCAUAUCGGAGCUUAAAAUUAUGGUCCACUUGGGACAGCAUCUCAAUGUGGUGAAUCUGCUGGGAGCGGUUACGAAAAACAUUGCUAAACGUGAAUUGAUGGUCAUCGUUGAGUACUGCAGGUUUGGUAAUGUACAAAACUUCCUGUUAAAGCAUCGGCCCUAUUUCAUCGAUCAAAUCAACCAAGAAACGGGUGAGAUCGAUUCGUCGAUCGACAAGAAUCAGUUACGAUGGUCUAAGUGUGGUUACCAGUAUAAUAGUCAGGGCUUGAAAUAUGUAAAUCUCUCAUUCUCCACCAACAACGUAAACCAUCAUCCCCUUCAACAUCCGACUGCUUUCUACCACAAUCACAUCGACAGCGGCUCAACGCAGUACGUUGACCCGAAGAAGCAUCUCAACUCGAAGGGAUACGUGCGCCAUUCCGGACUGCAGAACAUGGGUAUGGUGGACAGUUGCAACACCGAAGUGACAGCCAUGACAUCGGUCGAAGUGGAAGAUCUGAACACGGUCAACUCGAAUGAACCACUGUGGCGUUCAAACUACGGCAUGGAUUACAAGGGUCCGGCGCGAUCCGUCAACACGACCGAUCUCGUGUGCUGGGCGUCUCAAAUCGCUAGCGGAAUGGAGUAUCUAGCCUCACGGAAGGUACUGCACGGAGAUCUUGCAGCACGAAACAUUCUACUGUGCGAUGAUAAUGUGGUCAAGAUUUGUGAUUUUGGAUUGGCCCGAUCGAUGUACAAGAGUGACAACUACAAGAAGAAGGGUGAAGCGCCACUUCCGUUCAAGUGGCUAGCGCUGGAGUGCAUUAGCGAUAAUGUGUUUAGCACGUACUCGGAUGUGUGGGCCUAUGGAAUCGUCCUGUGGGAACUGUUUUCACUGGGCAAAGUACCGUACCCGGGAAUGGAAGCUAACCAGGAGCUGUACAACAAGUUGCGCGAUGGUUACCGGAUGGAUAAGCCACAAUACUCGAACCAAGAUAUUUAUGACAUUAUGCUAAACUGCUGGAACGUAAAGCCCGACUCGAGACCAUCGUUCAAGGAUCUGAAGAGCAGAUUUAACGCUAUGCUUCCGGAUGAAAUGCGAGAUCAUUAUCUGGAACUAAACGAGCCAUACCUACAGAUGAAUGCCGAAAAGGUAGAGCGAGGCGACACGGACUAUCUAGCCAAUCUAGGUCCUCCCGAAGAGCCUGCUCCUGCUGCGCCAAACUAUGUCAAUGGAAUCAUUUUACCUCUUCCACCGAUUUCAGAGAUUCGUAACGAUAAAGACUACCUAAAGAUGUCCCGCACAAAGUCCGAAUCGGAAGAGAGCAAUUUCGAUUUUGCCUCGUUCAACAGCGAUCGACAUUCGCCAACCACACGCAACAAUCUCGAUACUAGUCCGCCCAACGGCAGCAAACGGCACAAGAAGCGUGGCCUGCCGGAAGAAAUACCCAUGCUCGACGGUAGCCGGCUUUCCUACCCUACCAAUGGGUUCAAUUCCGAUUCCGAAACGGAACCGGUCAGUCCGAAGCCCCGAGAACGCACAAGCAAGCACAAUCCCGAGCCGGAGUAUAUGAAUGUGAAGAAUGCGAAGUUUGCUGGACGGUCAUCGAAUGAUGAGCUGGGACCGCCGGGUAUCACACAGGAAGCGAUUAGCAAUCCGGGCUACAUUGCGCUGAGUAUGGUGGAUGAGAAGCGCUGCUAGUACUAU
Anopheles maculipalpis is the source of this 4398-nucleotide messenger RNA. RefSeq names its product vascular endothelial growth factor receptor 1 (gene Pvr). Gene Ontology annotation, cellular component: signaling receptor complex. The transcript has 14 exons. Lineage: Eukaryota; Metazoa; Arthropoda; Insecta; Diptera; Culicidae. Gene Ontology annotation, biological process: protein phosphorylation; positive regulation of kinase activity; multicellular organism development. Gene Ontology annotation, molecular function: ATP binding; transmembrane receptor protein tyrosine kinase activity. The coding region runs from base 133 to 4392 and encodes 1419 amino acids. The record is from RefSeq and is a predicted model, not a curated record.